Punctularia strigosozonata HHB-11173 SS5 is the source of this 2254-nucleotide messenger RNA. RefSeq lists its product as uncharacterized. Gene Ontology annotation, molecular function: cyclin-dependent protein serine/threonine kinase regulator activity; protein kinase binding. Gene Ontology annotation, biological process: regulation of cyclin-dependent protein serine/threonine kinase activity. Lineage: Eukaryota; Fungi; Basidiomycota; Agaricomycetes; Corticiales; Punctulariaceae. Gene Ontology annotation, cellular component: cyclin-dependent protein kinase holoenzyme complex; nucleus. The transcript is spliced from 4 exons. Bases 182 to 1909 code for a protein of 575 amino acids. The record is from RefSeq and is a predicted model, not a curated record.
GUCAUCAUGGAGAGAACCUAGACAUGACGUGACCUCACUGCCGUCUACCUCUACCUCUCGUCGACCGCCACAAACCCAGCAUGCGGUUACCCUACCGCCGUUCCCGCUAUUGGAUCGCCACUUAGCUCGUCCUCUUACCCCGCAUCGACACGAAUCCGAUCCUUCAUGGCGAAGAGUAGAUAUGACGCCUACGCGACUACCGCCCAUCGAGACGAGCCGCUCGCGAGACACAGGGCUCUCGUCCAACUUCGGCGACUACGUCCAAGUCGGCCCGCCGAGUCCGUCGCCCGCGGCACAGAUCGCGGAGUGGUUCAGCGUGUCCAGCACGCGCUCGGCGCAGUUCAUCGCGGAGAAAAUGUGCCAGAUGGUCUGCUACCUUUGGUUCGCGAACGGCCCGCCGGCCUCGGCGCGCGCGCGUCGCGAUCACUCGCCCUCGCACUCGUAUUCGUACAGGCGGACCGCGUCCUCGACCGCCGCGCUGCAGUUCUCGGCGUCGCCUCAGUUCGUGUCGUUCAUGCAAAAGCUGCUGGAGACGACGCAAGUCAGCCAGUCUGUGAUCGUCCUGUCGUUGCAUUAUAUAUAUCGAUUGAAGGAGCGUAACGCCUUAACUAAUGGUCAACCUGGGAGCGAGUUUCGGGUGGCCGUCGCCGCCCUCAUGAUGGCGAACAAGUUCGUCGACGACAAUACGUACACGAACAAAACAUGGUCGGAAGUGUCAGGGAUCCUCCUCGACGACAUCAACAGGAUGGAGCGGGAGUUCCUUCGAGGGAUCGACUUUGGACUCUACGUGGACAAAACCACGUAUGAGUCGUGGCUGAACCUGCUCAAUGGCCUCGUGUUGGCGAAGGAACGCGAGUCGAAGCAGUGGGAGCAGUCGAAGCUUCGGCGGCAUCCGCGUGCUCAAGCCCUUCCCCAUCCCAUGCCGACCCCUCACGGCACGUCGUACUACGGCUACGCCGCCUCAAGACGCGUCCCUACACCGCGGGCGCGUUCGUCAUCGCCGUCCAGGCCGACAUUCAGGCCCGCGGACGUUCAGAUGGGAUCGUCCGGUGCCCCCGCUCCUCUUCAUCUGCCUCCCGUCGGCUCAAAACGAUCCGCGAACGACGCGUUCUCCCCCACAUCGGCGACGUUCACGCUUCCCCCUCUGAAGCGGCCCGCCGGCGUCUCGCUCGAGAUCCCGUCUUCCACCUCGCUCCCCAAACCCCAAUCGAUCUCGCCCACCGAACCCCUCUCGUCCUUCUCUCAACUUUCGCUCACCGCCCAGUCGACUUCGACUUCUCCCGCCGCACACGCUACGCCCGCCAAAACGGACGCCGCACGGACGCUCGCAGCGCCAUAUCGGAUGGACCCGUCGAGGGCUCAAUACGCGCCUUCGAUCCUGCAUUACUAUUCGCUCGCAUGUUCGCCUACGGAUCCCGCCACAGACGCCGAGCUGCCCGAGAGCCGCGGCCAAACCUACGCCCGCAAAACGCGUCUGCGGUCGUACCAGCCGCCCCAAGCUGCCGCCGCGCCGCCGCCCGUACCCACGCCUUACUCCUACGCGCCGCAGAUCGUGCACAGCGCGUCGACGAGCCCGAUGCAUGUCCACAUGGACUUUGCCUCCCAGCACCAUCGUCCCAAUCCGUACCCGACCUUGCCUCAACUUCCGAGCUUCGGCGACUCGGCGUGGACCCAACCGGCGCGAAGCUUGAACUCGCCGUACGCUGUUGCGCUGGGGGGUGCAGGAGCGGUGGACAACCGGAGCCCGGAACAGGCCCGGCAGUCCGUUCCCUCGGCGCCAUUCGCGAACGCUGGUCCCCCUGGCGUCAUAUUCCAUUCUCCGGCGGACAGGCCCGUGUCGUCGGGUUAUCAGCGUGCAUCGCCUAUGUAUGCGUAUGCGGAUUACUACGGACGCGGGCGGCGGACGUAGGUGGGGGCCUGGGUGUUCAGGCCCGCAUUUCUUACACGACGGCUUUGUUUUUGUUUUUUUCACGUUCAUAUGCGGACUCUGUCCAUCUGUACCGCUUCACGAUCGCAUUCUUUUUCUUCUUUCGUGUUCCUCCCCCUUACGCCAUCAUGCAAUCGCAACGAACCCCAACCUUGACGCUUUUUCUCGAACUUUUGCACCCACACACAACCAUCAAUCUAUCUCCUCAUUCAUAUUGGACUCGGCAGCGCAUAUACAUAUACACAUACACACACCCAUCUUAUCUUACCCGGCUUACUCUGCCCAACCCACGCAUAUAUCCACACCCAAAUUGUUACAUCACGUCCC